AUGGAAAAUAUCAGAAGAACUUUGGACAACAUAAGAGAAUGUUGCCUAAACCAAACGUUUUCCUGUGAGCAUCCUCCUUUGCUCAACAUUCCUUUGGAAAACAUUGUGCUGGACGAGCUUCAUUUGAUGCUAAGAAUUACAGGUAUUGUAGGACCCCCUCUGGUUUUUAACAUUGAUAUAACAUAUCAGGGAUGGAUCCAGCAUUAUCUGGUAGGGGGGGGGGGGUGCUCUGCCAGCUCUGGUGUCGAGUUGUAUCGGUCAUGUGUGCUGCCCACCCAUCAACUUGCUUGACUACUGCAAAGUCUUGCUUGACUACUCUAUUUGAAUUGUAAUUGUUGUUCACAGUUUGUUUAUCAUCAUGUUAUUACUCAAAUUACUCUACACUGUAUCUCAUUUUGUCUAAUAAUUUUUUUGCUUUAUAAUGAAAAAUAGCACCCCCCUCUGGCCAGGGCUAGAUGGGGUGCACCCCAGUAAAUCCAUCCCUGUAACAUAUAUUAACCCAUUGAGUCGCAUUGCGCCCUGAUGCACCCUACUUUAUUAUUUUACUCUGUCUAACACCAGAUUAUUUUACUUGUCCAGGUGGAGAGCGCUGGCGCUUAAUGGGUUAACUAAUAUACUUAUAGCGAUUUGAAUUAGGCAUCAACUUUGUUUCAUUUAUAUUGCCAGAUAAACUUAUUGAUAAUUUGGUAAAAGAAGCCUUAGAUAGAGAUCUUGCUGCAAAUCUAGAAAAGGCUCCACACAAUAGGCAACCAAUACAUCUUCAAAACCUGAUCAAGGCCAUCUGCAGUUGUGGAGUUUCAUUUUCAGUUUGGGAAAAGUGGGAUUCUGAUGGGCAAGCAAGUGGAGUACAUGAAUUUACCAGUCUUAUAGGAACAGAUAGAAAGAUUCUGUUGGAAAACCUAUCAGCUAAGCUAGAUGGUGUCAUUGAACUUUCGACAAGUGCUACAGUAAUUAGGAUUUGGAAGGUACAGUAUACUGUAAAAUAAAGUACUUUUCAUAUGCAGUAUUUUUACAACUGAUUAUUUUGCUAUUUUAAGGCCUAAUUUUACUAUUUGCUGCCAGUGCUAUCGCUAAACAAGCAAUACACUCUGAGCCAAUUGACCAUAUAGACAACAUGCACAGAAGUACUAAGUCAUUGGUCUUAACAUAUAAUUAAUAUUAUAAACACUCAAGUUGCAUAUCUAUGCAGUAAUGUAUUGAGCAUACACAUUGUGACCACUGAGAAUAUUAGAUUAAUUACUGCCUUAUUCUACCACAUUUUGGCAGGAUUUCAACCAAUAUCUAUAACGAAUAUAUUCAGAAGCAAGAUCCGACAGACACAGAUAUUGAUCUAUAUUUUUCUAAGGUACAAAGAUUCCUAAAUGUUCAUGAAAAACAUAUAUAGAGUACUGCCCAUGCUACAGGAUAUACACAACAUCACAUUUUCUUAUUUUUAUUACAGGCUACAGCUUGGGUGACACUGUUUCUGUCACUGGGAGAUAAGCGCCAGGGCUAUGCCAAACAGAAUAUUACACCAUAUAUCCAUGCCAUGGUGUAUCAUAUACCUUGCUCAAUGAGGAUGCACAAAGGAAUGCGAAAUUUUUUAGGACAAGGUAACAAAAUGAGAACUAGAAGUAAGAAUGGAGCAAAGUAAUCAAAUGAAUAUACUCUAUUCCUAUGAAACCACUCCUACUAAUUAUUGGCGAAAGGCCUUUGCUCAAAACCUUGAAUACAAUGCCUUAUUUGAAUAGGCUAUAACAAAUGCACCAAAGUUUGCUUUACAGAACUAUGAAUGACCUGCUUUCCUGCAAAAAGGAUAUUACAUGUAUCCAAUCAUUAUUUUACAUUAGGUGUUGAAAAACUUAAUGAUGUUUGCAGAAGAAUUUAUUUGGAAAAGUCGAACAAGUGGGAUGCUACUAAAGAUGUGUUGUUGGUUGAAGAAAGGCUUCAACAUUUAAGCGAGUUACAGAGGACACCAAGACUGUAUAACAAGGUGUCAGAAUACUGGAAGUCAGAAAUUCAUGAAAAUCGGUGGAAGCACACUCGUUUUUGUAAUCAUGCAGGAGCAGGCUAA
Messenger RNA from Paramuricea clavata, 2053 nucleotides. The record is from the annotation of a GenBank genome assembly. Lineage: Eukaryota; Metazoa; Cnidaria; Anthozoa; Malacalcyonacea; Plexauridae.